AUGAACAUUCGAAUGCUAAUCAAACUUCUGUUAAUUUCCGUACUGAGCUUGUGGAAUUGUGGACUUUCUACAGAAGAAAGUGUUGUUAUACAACCACAUCCCAAUGACUGCCGGAAAUUUACUGAGACGCGUCUGCUAAGCUGUCCGCCGGAAUUUUAUUGGAACGAUAGGCUCCAGGAAUGCCAGCUGCAGCCGAUUGAUAGUUGCAACGUCGCACCUCCACCGACAGAAGAAACCUCCAGACCCCUACCAGCCCCAAGGAUUCCUGAGGAUUUAUCCGAGCUCUGCUAUCAAAAACUGGGACAGCUUGUUCCCUAUCCUGGUGACUGUAGUCGCUUCAUUCAAUGCGAUUACCUUCCCUUUGUCAAGAUCUGCCCCGAAUACCUCUACUGGAACUCGAAGCUACUCACCUGCGACAAAAUCUGUGUUUAAACUUUAAAGGC
Molecule: messenger RNA, 443 nt
Organism: Drosophila bipectinata
Lineage: Eukaryota; Metazoa; Arthropoda; Insecta; Diptera; Drosophilidae
Source: RefSeq, a predicted model, not a curated record